AUUAUGCAAGUAAAAAGUAGGCCUACCUAUAUUUCUCGCCAGAAAUGUUAUUAGAAACACGUUUAAUGGUGAAUCGGUCCUAAAAUAUUGCAUUUCCCAUUCAGAUAAUCAAGAUUAAUAAAGAUCAUACACAUUCACUGACUGAAGAUAAUGCAAGGGAAAAGUAUAUUUCUCGCUAGAAAUGUUAUUAGAAACACGUUUAAUGUUGUAUCUGUCCUAAAAUAUUGCAUUUCCCAUUCAGAUAAUAAAGAUUAAUAGGCUACGUAACAAUUUCACCAAAUGCUGGGAGAACGUCUCGCCCCCUGUUGGUGCUAUUCCUCCAUUCAAGAUGAGCGGAAGAAAGAGUGCUCCUCACGCUUUGGUCAGGCAAAGCGUGACACUGAACACUCCUCGGGUUGGAAUGUGACACAUAUUCACGUCUAAUGCAUUAAUUUAAAAAAAUGCUUUGGGAGUUGCAAACUUUUAGGAUUUAUUUUUUCUCUCCUGCACAAUAUAACAGUGACACCCUCUCUUCAAUUCUUCAUUGCAGGUGCACAAAUGCCAGUGAGUGUACUAAUCAAAAUGUAGAAAAACUCCAGUUGCAUAAGGUGCAAAACCCAUUGAUACUCUAUCAUAAUAUUUGUCAUGGACAAAAUCUUAAUUCCGAGAUUGCAUUCAGAAUUUUUUGAUUAAAGUCAGAAUUCUUCGAAUAUAGUCAGAAUUCUUAAAAUGAAAAUCGGAAUUUGGAGUUUAAUCUCACAGGGUAAUCCAACUUUCUAAAGGGAGUAGCCUACCUAAAUUCAGAGAGAGAGUCACGUUGACAUAGCCUACUACAGGGGAAAGCUUACCGAAGAAAUCGGAUGUAAAAAGGUGUUGCUUGUUCGAGGAUCCCGUUUUUUUAGUUCUGAGUUUAAAGUCAGAAUUCAGAGAAUAAAAUCAGAACUGUAAUCAGAAUUUGCGAUUGGGCAAACGGGUUGUCCAUCUCUGAACAGCAUCCCCACGCCUCCUAUGGCUCUACACAGGUCACAGGUGCACAGGUGCACUUUCGCUCCACAUUUCACCAAGAUAUGUGGUAAAAAAAAAAAAAGUGAAGGCGCAUAUGGGGCUUGUCAUUUGUGAGCGGAAAAAUGCAGAUGAGUCUCGCAGAGGCAGAAUGGCUAGUAAAAUAUUAGUAAACGUGAGAAAAUAUUAUAAAGGUGUGCAAUUGUCAUUUCAUGAUUCACAUACUAAUUCAUCCAUUUACUUUUCCAAAUGUCCUGAUUCGUCAAAAGCAUUUCUAGAGCCAUUGGAUUUUGAUACUGAAAAUUAUUUAAUUCAUUAGUAUAUACGGAAUUACUGAAUAUAGUCACAGUUGCCCUGCGAACCCAUUUCAAUGUAACACACAACAAUGGCAACGCCGCUUUCACUACUGUCUUUACCGACACAAGCGUCUAUGGUUUUCAAUAUUUUUCCUUUUUGCCCGAUAGGAUACAUUGGUUGAAUAAAAUUCAACACUAAUCUUUAAGAUCACCAGAUUUUAAAAGUGUCAGCCUCAAUUUACAGGCUCUCCAGUAACUCUUUCGAUGUACAAGACGAAAACCGUAACAAUUUGGGCCGGGGAAUCAGGAGACGCUUGAGCUGUGAUUGGGCGGAAUUGUCACGACCCGGGUCAAAGGGCGCAAUUGACAGCUCGAUGGACCAAUGGCUGGCGCAAACAUGAGCCCAAACGCAAAUGACAGUGAGGCCAACGGAAGUGAGAGAGCUUAACUUUGCACCAGCAGCAAAGCAUUGGGUCAGAGAACAUGGAUGUAUGGCUCCGGACAUAUUAGUGUCGUGUUAGCCUCUGGGAUGCAGACAUGUAUAACAACACCGAGCUACUCGAGGAGCAGAAGUCCAUGGACCGAAGUGGCGACCCGAGCAGCCCCAUCAGCGUCAUAUUAGUCAGCUCGGGCAGUCGAGGAAACAAGCUGCUCUUCCGCUACCCCUUCCAGAGGCUCGCAGAAUGUCCGUCGUCCCCAGCUAAACAACGAAGUCCAUAUGCAUUGGUGAACACAACUGGGGAUGUGCUUGAAGAUCAGGAUGGAGAUUCAAGGGAGCAAACUCCACUAACUGACGAACAGUUGGUGUCAGGGUUCUCCGACAUUAUCCUUGCCACAAUCCUGGCCACCAAGUCUGACAUUUGUGGGAAGAAGUUUGAGCUGAAAAUAGACAAUGUGCGUUUUGUGGGCCACCCUACUCUCCUCCAGCACCCGCACGUCAUUCAGGUUUCCAAAUCGGAUCCUUCUCCAAAGAGGGAAAUGCCGACCAUGAUCCUGUUUAGUGUGGUGUUUGCCCUGAGGGCCAACGCGGACCCCUCGGUUAUCGGCUCCAUGCACAAGCUGUCCCGCCGCAUCGCCAUAGCCCUGCAGCACGAGGAGCGGCGCUGCCAGUACCUGACCCGCGAGGCCAAGCUGAUGCUGGCGGUGCAGGACGAGAUCACCAACAUCACAGAGACUGAUGAAAGCCCCCAGUCUCCUUUCCGGCAAAUUCUUCCUAAAUGUAAGCUGGCCCGGGAUCUGAAGGAGGCUUAUGACAGUCUUUGCACCACCGGAGUAGUGAGACUACACAUCAACGAUUGGCUGGAAGUGAGCUUCUGUUUACCUCAUAAGAUCCACCGGAUUGGAGGCAAUUACAUUCACCCAGAAGCGUUGGAACAAAGUCUCAAAGCAAUAAGGCCGUACCACGCUCUGUUGCUGCUGGACAGCGAGAAGGCCCUGUUAAACCAGCUACCUCUGGACUGCUCCCCUGCUGUGGUUCGCCUCAUUAAGACCUGCUCACCCGUCAAGAACCUGCAGCAGCUUGCCCAGGACGCCGACCUAGCCUUGCUUCAGAUAUUUCAAAUUGCUUCACACUUGGUAUACUGGGGCAAAGCCAUCAUCAUCUACCCAUUGUGUGAAAAUAACGUCUACAUGCUGUCCCCGCAUGCUGACAUCUGCCUGUACUCCCCGCUGGCCCAGUUGUUUGCUGAACAGUACCCCAAUCACGACCUGCCGUCCGUUCUGGCCAAAUUCUCCCUGCCCUACUCACUAGCAGAGUUCAGAAACCCUCUGGAGGCCCCUGUGCAUGAGGCCCAGCUGAUCCAGAUGGUGGUGUGGAUGCUUCAGCGGCGCCUGCUGAUCCAGCUGCACACCUACGUCUGCCUGCUGGUGGCGCCCAGCGAAGACGAGCCCGGCAAGGAGCAGGAGCCCCCCCUGGUGGCCAGGGUGGGGGGCCGCAGCCUCAGCACCCCCAGCGCACUCAGCUUUGGGUCCCCGACCAGCAGCGAUGACAUGACACUGACGAGCCCCAGCAUGGAGAACUCGAGCGCCGAGCUGCUGCCCGGGGGGGAGUCCCCCAUGAACAAGAGGAUGACCGAGACGCUGCUGGCCAGCCUGACGGAGCACGAGAGGCAGGUGAUCCUCAGCAUCCCGGCCGCACAGAACCAGGAGGACCUCCGCCUGUUCGCCAGGCUGCUGCACUACUUUCGAGGUCACCACCAUCUGGAGGAGAUCAUGUACAACGAGAACAUGCGCCGCUCGCAGCUCAAGACGCUGUUCGACAAAUUCCGCAGCGUGCUUGUUGUCACCAACCACGAGGACCCCAUCGUGUCCAUCUUCCAGUCCCCCACGGAGGCCACAGCGUGAAGGGGAACCCGGUCUGCCACACUGGUAGCAGGCUCUGCUUCUGGAACAUCUCCAUCAACGAGAGACGACUACGCACAACAAUGUGUCAAAACUUUUGCCUUCCGGGGAAUGACAGAUUAUUAAUGUGUUGACGUGAAUAAAUUAUUUUAUACAUA
This is a messenger RNA of Gadus macrocephalus (Pacific cod), 3775 nucleotides long. It is a transcript of the gene nprl3, whose product is annotated as NPR3-like, GATOR1 complex subunit. Bases 1815 to 3620 code for a protein of 601 amino acids. The record is from RefSeq and is a predicted model, not a curated record. Gene Ontology annotation, biological process: negative regulation of TORC1 signaling; cellular response to amino acid starvation; positive regulation of autophagy. The transcript has 14 exons. Lineage: Eukaryota; Metazoa; Chordata; Actinopteri; Gadiformes; Gadidae. Gene Ontology annotation, cellular component: GATOR1 complex.